Chlorella variabilis is the source of this 2292-nucleotide messenger RNA. RefSeq lists its product as hypothetical. The coding region runs from base 1 to 2292 and encodes 763 amino acids. The record is from RefSeq and is a predicted model, not a curated record. The transcript has 12 exons. Gene Ontology annotation, molecular function: hydrolase activity. Gene Ontology annotation, biological process: nucleotide catabolic process. Lineage: Eukaryota; Viridiplantae; Chlorophyta; Trebouxiophyceae; Chlorellales; Chlorellaceae.
AUGCUGAGCUCUCUGUCAGGGGCGUUGCGCCAGGCGGGCUCAUGCGCUGGCGACCAGCUGCUGGGGCGACGGCGGCAGCAGCUGCCGCCAGCGGGCUGGCCCCCGACCCCCUGCCAGCGUCGCCGCCUAGUUUACGCCUCUGGCAGCAGCAGCGCAGGGGAUGCGGGCAGACGAGGCCACCAACAGCAGAAGAAGCUCACCAUCCUGCACUUCAAUGACGUGUACAACAUCGAGCAGCGGGGCAUCGAGCCGGUGGGCGGGGCGGCGCGCUUUGCCUCCGCCAUGCGCCAGUUCCGCCACGAGCAGCCGCUGGUGCUGUUCAGCGGCGACUGCCUCAACCCCUCGCUGACGAGCGCUUUCACCCGGGGGGAGCAGAUGGUGCCCAUCUUGAAUGCCUUGGGCGUGCAGGCGGCGGCGGUGGGGAAUCAUGACUUCGACUUUGGCAUCCCCACGCUGCAGAAGCACAUGCAGAGCUUCCGCUUCCCGUGGCUGCUCAGCAACGUGCUCGAUGCACACACCGGCAAGCCGCUGGGCGGCGCGGAGCGCUCCCGCAUGGUCACCUGGCAGGGAGUCAAAGUGGGCCUCAUGGGGCUGGUGGAGCGGGAGUGGCUGCUGACCAUCCCCAGUGUGGAGGAAAGCGACAUCCACUUCCUGGACUUCUGCUGCGAGGGGCGCCAGCUGGCGGCUGAGCUGGCGGCGGACGGCGCGGAACUCAUCGUGGCGCUGACCCACAUGCGCACGCCCAACGAUCUGGUGCUGGCAGCUGAAGUGCCGGAGAUCCAGCUGGUGCUUGGGGGCCACGACCAUCACUGGGAGGCCACUGUGUCCCGCCCUCACGGCACCCUGGUGCUCAAGUCUGGCACCGACUUCCGGGAGUUCAGCGUGCUCCGCCUGGCGGUGCCCGCCAGCCUGCAAGAUCGGCCCCCGGUGGAGUGGGAGCGUGUGGAGAUCACCUCGGCGGUACCGGAGGAUGCUGAGGUGGCGGCCAUCGUGCGCAAGUACCAAGACGUCAUCGGCACCAAGAUGGACGAGCCCAUGGGGUGGAGCCACACCGACCUGGAUGCCCGCUUCGACACGGUGCGCCGCUCGGAGUCCAACCUGGGCUCCCUCUUUGCCGACGUCAUGCGCAUCUCGCUGGGGGCAGACGCCGCUUUCUUCAACGGAGGCACCAUCCGCUCGGACCAGAUGCACGCCGCGGGGCAGCUGCUGAUGCGUGACUUUGUGUCCAUGCUGCCUUUCACUGAUGACCUGGUGCUGCUGGAGCUCAGCGGAGAGGGGCUGGUGCAGGUGCUGGAGACGGGGGUAGGCGGCCUGCCCGCCUUGGAGGGCCGAUUCCUGCAGGUGUCUGGCAUCUGCUUUUCGUUCGACGUGGACCAGCCGGCGGGCAGCCGCGUGGCGCCUGGCAGCGUGGAGGUGGCGGGAGAGCCGCUGGAUCUGAACCGCAAGUACAAGGCGAGCAGUACGCUUUGGAGCUGCUGGUUGCAACUCAUGGUGGCCACCAAGGCGUACCUGCGCGGUGGCAAGGAUGGCUUUGAGAGCUUGAAGACGUCUGCCGUGCUGGUGGAUGGCGAGACCAACCCCCGACUGGCCACGCUUGUGCAGUAUCUGUGGAUGCGAGUCGAGCAGCUGAACGAGCAGCUGGCAGAAGAGUGGGCCCGCAUGGUGCAGCGCGAGCAGCAGCAGCGGACAGCGGGCGGCGAGGAAGAGGAGCAGGCAGAGGUGCUUGAUGAGGCAGCUGCAGGAGCGCAGCAGGGCGGCAACGGCAGCCGCGCGAGAGCGCAGCAGAAUGCUCUUGCCACCGUCGCAAGCAGCAGCAACGGCAGCAGCAACGGCAGCGCCGCAGCGGCAACAGAGCCUGCUAUGCCGGCAACAGCUGUAGCGUCUGUUGACGCAGUGUAUUCGCCCGGCGCGCCCAUGAGCGGAACAGCAACGGGCGGCCCCGGCAGCAUCCCGUUUGCCGCGGAGCAGCACGUGCACGAGGUCAGCAGCACCGGCGCCGCCAUCAGCCUGGCGCUGCUGCUGCAGCAGCGCAGCGAGCAGCAGCUGGAGCAGGGCAGCAACGGCGGUGACAGCAGCGGGGAGAGCGCGGGCGAGGAGCCGUGGGUGUCGCUGCUUGACAAUGAGCAGCAGGCCCACUCCAGCGCCGCUCUGUCAGCCCUGGCCUACUUGGAGCCCUGUGCACACGGCCUGGACGAGCUCAUCGUGUUUGAUGCGGUCAAGCGCCGCUUCGGCAUCGCCCCAAGGGUAGAGGGGCGCAUCCGCAAUGUUGCACCAUCGGCGGGCGACAUGUAG